This is a messenger RNA of Vespula vulgaris, 1920 nucleotides long. Its product is annotated as coiled-coil domain-containing protein 13-like. Bases 1 to 1842 code for a protein of 613 amino acids. The transcript is spliced from 11 exons. Gene Ontology annotation, cellular component: centriolar satellite. Gene Ontology annotation, biological process: cytoplasmic microtubule organization; non-motile cilium assembly. NCBI's taxonomy places the organism in Eukaryota, Metazoa, Arthropoda, Insecta, Hymenoptera, Vespidae. The record is from RefSeq and is a predicted model, not a curated record.
AUGCCGAAUUCGAAAGAUAUGAACACAGAUCUUAUAAAUGAUUUAAACGAUGUCUGCGACUUCGAGGAUACUGUGACGUGGUCGAAAGAAACGAUCGAGGAAAAAUUACCCGAACGAAUCGUUUUUCCUGAAGAAUUAAAUACGUACCUGCGUGAUCGUAUCCGGGAUUUAACUGCGGAGAAUGGUUGCUUGCGUCGAGCGCUCGAAGAGACCGAGGAAAAACUUCGAAUCACGAAGGAAAGCAUAACGAAAUCGCAACUCCCUAUAACCUUAGGUAAAUCCAGUGAAGUGGCAGCAACGAAGAUCAUCGAAUUGAGUAAGAAGUGUAGGGAACAAACGGCUGAGAUCGAGGUAUUCAAAACGAAAUGUAAGACUCUCGAGGGUACUCUGGCCAGCAAGAUGGCCGAAUUGGAAAACUUGAAACAUGAGCUAGCUCGUUCGAAGGAAACACCAGAGUCUCGUAACAAUCGUUAUCCAUGCAAUAACAUAAUCGAGAUCCAGGAUAGUAUCCUUGACAAAGGUACCGAGGAUGUCCAAUCUGUAUCGAAGGAAGACGAGGAUAAGAUCAAAAUUCUGACGGAGAAAAUGCAACAAGUUCAAACGAAGCUUUACGAGUCGAAGAACGCUUAUGCGAGUCUCAAGCAGGAAUUCAACAAAGCUCAAAAGUUACUGUGCAGCGAAGUUGGCGAGAACGUAACAGUGAGUGGAUUAUCCUCGCAACUGGGUGGCUGGCGUGGAAGAGCCGAACAAAUCCGACUGCUUCAACAAAAGGUCUCCGAAUUACAAUUAAAGUUAUCGGAGUAUGAUGGAACUGUAAAAGGAUCUUCCGCGACGUCCUUGGAACGAAAGAAUCUCGCAAAUCUUCGGAAUGCAGAAAAGGAGAGACGACAACAGAUCGAAAAUUCGGCGAAGGAGCUCAGACAAGCAGAGGUUGCGUUGGAAACCUAUAAAAGAAAGCUCGAAGCCUCUAAAGCUAGAAUAAAGGUUCUAGAAAACGAAUUGAAUACGACGAAGGCGAAUAUUGCUGUGUUGAACGAAAAAAGAUAUCACGACGAUCAUUUGAUCGAGGCUCUUAACAGUCGACUUAAAUCUGCUGAAAAUAAAUAUCAAGAACGCGAAAUGGACAUCAAGAAUAAGGAAGAGAAAUUGGAACGCGAAAGUAUCGUUCUGAAAAAUGAUCUACAAGCUGCUCAAAUACAGAUCGAUCGGUUGACAAGGAAGCUCGAAGAACGUGAAAUCGAGAUAGAUAAAUUGAGAGAUGGUAUAAUCCCGGAAGAUUCGAAACAACGUGUUCAUCUAGAAGAUCGAACUGUUAGCAAUUAUCGUACGAGUCCUCCGAAUACGAUUAGAAACUUUAACGAGCCUAACGAAUAUGUCACUAUGGCUAUCGCGGCAGAAGCUGAACGAGAAAGAUUAUUAGAGUUGGUGACUGUGUUGAACAGACGAUUGGACAAGGAGAGAAACGAUGCAAACAAUCUAAUCGAAUCCUUGCAAAACGAACAAAGCAAGGUGGCAAAAUUGGAGUCUAAGCUUCGAAAGCUAGAGAACGAAAAAGCAGGGAUUUCAAAGGUGGACAGCGGCUACAGAGUAAGAAAUCUAAAAUCAAUCUCAGGAUCUCGAACGAGUGAAGAAUCUGCGAAUGCCGAACAAAUCCAUUUCAAGCUCGAAUUACUUGAAGAGGAAUGUCUCGCUUUGAAAGCAAGAUUAAAUACGGUACAACAGGACAAAGCCUCGGACUUAGAGAUAUACAAACGAAUGUUAGAUCAAGCUAGAAAAACUUUUCAGGAAGCAUGCAAGAAUAGAUCACUAGCAACUGCGAGUCGUUCGACGGUCACCGUUUAAUACACACUCAUUAUAUUCUUUAUUAAAAAUUUAUACUUCUUAAAAAAUAAUUAAAUAAAACGAUUUUUUUUUAAUGUA